This is a messenger RNA of Podarcis lilfordi (Lilford's wall lizard), 20786 nucleotides long. NCBI's taxonomy places the organism in Eukaryota, Metazoa, Chordata, Lepidosauria, Squamata, Lacertidae. The record is from the annotation of a GenBank genome assembly.
AUGUUUAAACCAGCGUGUACUUACACGGCAGGCAGUUACGGGACUGAAGGACAGUGGAGCAGUGAUUCCCACGGAAUGCCUUACAAUUUUGCAAAACUAAUUUUGCUGAUCUUUUGUUUGUUCUUCCUUGUGGAGAGCAGAAAGCACAGGAAAAGGAGAUGGACAGGACAAGUAGAGCUGCCACAAAUAAGGUAAGGAGUAGCUAAAAUAACUGAUCACUUCCUCAGUUUUCACUAUAUAUUUUCACCAGGAAAAUGCUCAAUACAUGUAGUUCUGCUGUAUAUUGCAUGGUGUGCCUGAAAAGUACAUGCACUAUAACUGCUGGUGUGUGAGAGAGGUAAAACUCUAGUUCCCCGAAUAAUACUAAAUUGCAUUACUGCUUUGAGAGCUAUUAUAAUGAUUCUUUUUCCAAGAAUUUUAAAAGAUAAUGUGAUUAUGGAACAGAUUCUCAGACAUGAACAUUAAAUAUUGAAAUUGCAUCAACCGCUCUGUUACUUCAACCCGUAGGACUGUUUUUUAUCUUGACCAAAGCCUAUUGUAGAUCCGAAGGUAUAAAAUAUAAGACAUAAAAUAUACUUCUCUAAAUAUCUUGCCUAUAUCAGUUUCAGGAUGUGCUCCCUGAAAUCAUGCAUGUCUAUUCAGAGAGAAGAACUCUUAGUUCAGUGGUUCUUAUUACUAAAUAGAUGUGCAGAGGAUUACAGCUUUUCUGUUUUAUUUGUUUGGUGUUGGGCUUGUUGUUUUGUUGGUUAAACAUCUAUUUUUCUUUAUGUAUAAAUGCCUAAUACUCAUAUUUAUAAAUUCUACCUUUUGUUGUUGCAAAUUAUUUGGUGAGCCUUACUUUUUUUUUAGUACUGUAAGCAUGUACCAAACAGCUAAAAGGUCUUAGUAAAGUUUUAUCAGAUUUAAUAUCAUAGAGGCAUGGUGAAUGGUUUAUAUGAGAAAAAGAUAAUCUUCCCCAAACUGCUAAGCAACCCCAAGUAUAUAUUAUCCAUUUUUUAUACUGAGUUAUGUCAUCCAGUGAACUGCAUCUUACAGGACCAUUUGCCUGGUUAAGACCUUAUAAACAAAGUUGGGUUAAUCCGUCUUAUUAAAUGGAAACACUGUGACCUUCAUCUUUUUAUUAGUUGUGUUUUCUUCAGCCUGACACUGUGAACUUAGAGCAUGUUGCUCUCAAGCUUCACACAUGAAAUGAUUACUAACUUCGUCCCAGUGGGUAAGAGAUUCACAAUGGAUGAGCUGAUUUAUUUUAUUGGACUGCCAUUGUUGGUGGAAGAUUACAUUCUCUCCAGCUAAACUAGUUCACCUCAUAUUACUGGCCUCAUUCUCUUGCCCUCCUGUGACAUUUACAGUCCAAAUCUUUACUGUGCAAGUAAUUGGGAAUGUUGUUGAUUACAAAGACUGAUCAAUUCUUUGCUGUUUAGGAAAGAAUUUAAGACAGCAUUUAUACCCUGUUUUUCAAAGGGGGGGAAAAAGCCUUCACAAAGCAGCUUGUUAAUAAUUCAGAUUUGAAAUGUUACAGCAUGGUGCAAUCCUCCAAGCAGGGUCCAUUGUUUUUAGAUGGACUUACACAGAGGUCCCAUCAACCUCUGCUUAACUCAAUGAUGAUGAUAAUAAUAAUAAUAAUAAUAAUAAUAAUAAUAAUAAUUUAUUAUUUGUACCCCGCCCAUCUGGCUGGGUUUCCCCAGCCACUCUGGGCGGCUUCCAUAGAAACCAAAAAUACAGUAAAAUAUCACAGAUUAAAAACUUCCCUGAACAGGGCUGCCUUAGGAUGUCUUCUAAAUGUCAGGUAGUUAUUUAUCGCUUUGACAUCUGAUGGGAGGGCGUUCCACAGGGCAGGCGCCACUACCGAGAAGGCCCUCUGCCUGGUUCCCUGUAGCUUUGCUUCUCGCAAUGAGGGAACCGCCAGAAGGCCCUCGGUGCUGGACCUCAGCGUCCGGGCAGAACGAUGGGGGUGGAGACGCUCCUUCAGGUAUACUGGGCCGAGGCCGUUUAGGGCUUUAAAGGUCAACACCAGCACUUUGAAUUGUGCUUGGAAACGUACUGGGAGCCAAUGUAGGUCUUUCAAGACCGGUGUUAUGUGGUCUCGGCGGCCACCCCCAGUCACCAGUCUAGCUGCCGCAUUCUGGAUUAGUUGUAGUUUCCGAGUCACCUUCAAAGGUAGCCCCACGUAGAGCGCAUUGCAGUAGUCCAAGCGGGAGAUAACUAGAGCAUGCACCACUCUGACAAGACAGUCCGUGGGCAGGUAGGGUCUCAGCCUGCGUACCAGGUGGAGUUGGUAGACAGCUGCCCUGGAUACAGAAUUGACCUGCGCCUCCAUGGACAGCUGUGAGUCCAAAAUGACUCCCAGGCUGCGCACCUGGUCCUUCAGGGGCACAGUUACCCUAUUCAGGACCAGGGAGUCCUCCACACCAGCCCGCCCCCUGUCCCCCAAAAACAAUACUUCUGUCUUGUCAGGAUUCAACUUCAAUCCAUUAGCCGCCAUCCAUCCUCCAGCCGCCUCCAGGCACUCACACAGGACCUUCACCGCCUUCACUGGUUCUGAUUUGAAAGAAAGGUAGAGCUGGGUAUCAUCUGCAUAUUGAUGGACACCCAGUCCAAAUCCCCUGAUGAUCUCUCCCAGCGGCUUCAUAUAGAUGUUAAAAAGCAUGGGGGAGAGGACGGAACCCUGAGGCACCCACAAGUGAGGGCCCAGGGGUCUGAACACUCAUUCCCCACCACCACUUUCUGAACACGGCCCAGGAGGAAGGAGCAAAACCACUGUAUAACAGUGCCCCCAGCUCCCAGCCCCUCUAGACGGUCCAGAAGGAUGUUAUGGUCGAUUGUAUCAAAGGCCGCUGAGAGAUCCAGCAGAACCAGGAAACAACUCUCACCUUUGUCCCUAGCUCGCCGGAGAUCAUCAACCAGCGCGACCAAGGCAGUUUCAGUCCCAUGGUGAGGCCUGAAUCCCGAUUGGAAGGGAUCCAAAUGAUGCACUGCUUGCUUGAAUUUCACCCUUUAUGUUAAAAGCUGCAGGACCAUACUUAUCUAUAUAGAUAAACAGGUCCCCAGGAAGGGCCUACAGAUGCAUAAAUGGGCACUGGAUUCUUGUUCAUAUUUAUGCACAAUUUAAGGUUCCUAAGAGCUGACUCCUCAGUACAUUUUUCUUUUUAUGGAGGAAUACCUUUUGGUGUGAAACAAGAUCUCUUGCUUAGAUUCCUGCCUCCUGCUCCUGGAUCUGACCUGUAAUAAUCCAUGUGUCUAUUCCACUCCAGUCAUAACAUUUCUCACAUGUAAUACUCCAUGGUGAAAAGUAUGCACGGGAACUGUCCCAUCACUAUAUCAAGAAAUUGUUGUACAUCCUCCUAUUGGUACAUUUCAAAAAUGGGCACUUGACAUCUAUCCUUUGCAGAAUUUUUAAAAUGAGAAUAAACAGCUUUAAUAUACCAUUUAUAUGUGGGAUUGUGCAUAUUGUUUAAUAUCAUUUAUUCAACUAUCAGAAACGGAAUAACAUGGUCAGGGAUGAGAGUUCUAGUCCCACCAGCACCUGGAGCACCACAGCGUCUCCAGCCCUGCUGCAAAUAAUGUAUAGUAAUAAUAAUAAUAAUAAUAAUAAUAAUAUAUUUGUACCCUGGCUAUCUGACUGGGUUGCCCCAGCCACUCUGGACAUCUUCCAACAAAACAUAAUUUAAAAAAAUCAAAUGUUAAAAACUUCCAUAUACAGGACUGCAUUCAGAUGUCUUCUAAAAGUUGUAUAGUCAUUUAUCUCCCUGACAUCUGAUGGGAGGGCAUUCCACAAGGCGGGUGCCACUACCGAGAAGGCUCUCUGCCUGGUCCCCUCUCACUUCACUUCUUGCAGUGAGGGAACCACCAGAAGGCCCUUGGAGCUGGACUUCAGUGUCUGGACUGAACGAUGGGGGUGGAGGGGCUCCUUUGGGUGUAUAGCACUGAGGUCGUUUAGGGCUUUAAAGAUCAGCACCAACACUUUGAAUUGUGCUCAAAAAUGUACUGGGAGCCAGCAAAGAUAGGUGGUUAACUCUCACUUCAAACACUGGCAAUUGGACAACAUCAGCAUCCUCCACCACAAUUUAGGACAGCAGAGACUGGCUUAGGAGGUGCAGGUCAGGUCGUGUGGCCCAUGUAGCUCUGUCCAACACGUCAGCACCACUGACUGUCUCGGCAACUGCUACCUGAGGUGGCUGCCACACGCAGCCUACAGUAGGGCCAGCUCUUUUCUGGAUUUUUUACCUACUCUCUGGGCAGAAGCAUCCAAGAGAGACCAAGGUUUCCUCAAAGACCCCUUCUUCCGCAUGAAGGGAGAUCCUGCCAUAGAAGGAAGGAGCCAAUUUGGAGAGCUGGUUGUGGCUUUGUAAGUGGCAUUGGGAAUGCCCCAGAUGGCAGACUCUGAUUAAUUGGAACUCUAUUUUUAAUCUGCUAUCAAGCUGUUAAUCGAUUAAUGUUUUCUGCUUCAACAAAUAAUGGCAUUAUUUCAUAUGGCAGUGGGCUUCAUAAAAUCUUCUUUCCCUAUCCUUCCGACAUUUCUCAGAUUAAAAGUGUUGUACUUGUUUUAUACUGUUUGUAGCUCUUCGUCAUUGUGGGGCACAGAAGUGGAAUAAACCAGUUUUUUGUGAGACCUGUCAGCACACAGAUUUUAGCAAUUAGUAGCUUUAAAAAAUACAUUGACUCAUGACCACUUUUGCUUUAACAUUUAGAAGACACAAUUUCAUUUAACAUUUAGAAAGCACUAGGAAAACAUUUUUUCAGUGUACCAAACAAAUACAACUCCUAAUCAUUAUAAUUGUUCACAAUUUCAAACAUAAGCUUGCAUACUAGUGAAGACCUACUAAAUAAGUACGGUUAAGGUGCACGCUGUGGAAGAAGAAACAUAAUGUUGGAGCAUUCAGAUUAAUGCUAGCUGCGCCCUUUUACUGCCUCAAACAACAAGCAUAUGGGAGGACUUGGAUGGUCAUAUUGAGUGGGUGGGUUGUAGCCAAGGGAUUAGAGGUGGGGGCUUUUAAACGAAGACGUUGCUUCUUCCUCCAAGACCUCCAUCAUCUCUCUGUAUUCAGUUAAGAUUGUUGUCACUUUGCAUGUUAUAUAGAUGGCAGGAAUCACUCCUUUCCUGCUAUAGUGAUUCUCUUCAACUGAUCCAGAAAGCCCUCUCCAACUUCUGUGAUCAUAACCUCACUCUCCAAUCUUGUUCAUUCUUUGCACUGGCUCCCUAUUAGUCUUUAACAUCAGGUUCAAAAAUGUGUCCUCUUCUUCAGGCCUUCUCACCCCUUGCCUAUAUGCAGAACACACAUUAUAUCCAGCAUUUUGACCACAUCAGUAAGGCCGAGAGGGGGGUGGGUCUUGUCAUCUGGGCAUCCCAGGACCUCCAACCAAAUGUCCAAGCUUGCACACCCUGGGGAGGACACUUUGGUGCUGCAAACACAGCACUUUUACUUCACCCCCAGAGGCACACUCCAUUGCCUCUUGCGUCUUGAGACAGACGGAUGCCAAUAACCUCAGGUGCUCUACUCAUAUAUAAAGACAACACUAUAGUAGUUGUGAGUGUGCUAAGCUCUGCACCACAGUCUCAAUCACUCUCCACAAGUUGGAGGGCAAGCAUGGAAUGUCCUACACGCACAACUGAGAAUUCUGGAAGAUUAGGGCUCUAAAUUGUUCUGGGAGCUUCCAUGAAUGCCUGAGGCUCCCUGCUUCAGAAGUUUGCGAUCUGGUUAAUGGGAGACAACAAAGGGAGCUUAGUGUGCUAAUCCUUGAUUUCCCCACUGGCAUGUUGCUUUGCACAUUGGAUAGGACCCCUGAGAGUGUUUGUGACAAGGACAUACAGCCCAAAAUGGCAUCUCCCAUGGCAACCAAUCCCCACUCCCCAUUGUAAUGUUUGGCGGUAGUACACUACUAAUGAAGACUGGGGCCACCAUUUUGUGAGUCUCCACACUCCUGCUUCCUCUUCUUAGAUGGGCAUGGGGUAUGAUGUGGCGGAGACCUUCACCUAUUGAGCUGGAGGAUGUGUUACUUAACUCACAAAUAUGGCUGCCCCACAAAGGCUUACAUUGUACUAGCCUCAUUCCAUAUUAUGAAUACUUCAAAAUGUUAGAAAUCAAUCACUACUAAGAGGCUAUUUAGGGCUGCACACGUUUGGACCAAACUCAAUGAACUCCCAUCAGUGUCAGCUAGCAUUGAAAUUUAUCUGUUUCUGACCGUAGCAGUAGUAUGUACAACUUUGCAGAUCUCACUGCUAGACCAAAGGGCUCUUGGGUCUUAAUUUAUUCUAAUCCCCCCUCUUAAAUCAGUAGUGAUUAGAAAACUAGACAUUUUCCUCUUACCUAACUGACCCCUGUAUACCUUUAGCUGGGCUAUAAUUAAAUUUCUACAUAUGUAUGUUAUAUUCACUUUUAUAUCAAGAGGUUGUUCUGCUAUCUUUUUGCUACUACGCUAGUUAACUAUAAGGUCACUUCCAUUCAACCUGUUUCCUGAGGAUUCAACUGAAUAGUUUGCACAAACAUUGCAGGGAGGCUAUGUGGCACUGAGUCAAGCAAUGAUUGUUCCACACUUUCCAGAGCAUUUCCCAAACACUUUCAUUGCCACAAAAAGUCUGUUGUUUUUUAAGUGGACAUUUUCUGCAAGAACACCAAAUUCACUUUUAUCGUUCAAACUAAAUUUGCUGGCAUGCGCUUGAAUCCCACCCACAAAAUAGUGACAGUCUGAAAGUACUUCAACUUCCAUUGUAAUAUCCAAGUUAUAUAGAAUUUCAGUACUAUUAUUAUUAUUAUUAUUAUUAUUAUUAUUAUUAUUAUUUUGGAUGACUAGGAGUGACAGUUGGUUCUUUGCUUUCCAUUUUAGUCACAUAUAUAAGAAGAACCACGACAUGACCAAAACUCGGACAGGAAAAAGUGAACAGCUCCUGAGGGUAGAUGACCAUGAUUUCACCAUGAGACCAGCCUUUGGAGGUAACUGGGGGGGUGUUGCAAAUUCGUCCCCACAAAAAAUGGUGGGAACGGCAUUGUGGGGACUCAAGUCUCCAGUAUUGACAAUUGAUCCUCUUUGCACAAAUAGUUAUUAUUAUUAUUAUUAUUAAUUAUUAUUAUUAUUAUUAGUAGUAGUAGUAUUAUAUCCUGCCCAUCUGGGUGGCUUCCAGUACAUACAAAAACAUAACAAAACGUUAGACCUAUAAAUGUGGUGAAGAAGCACAUGCUCCUUCCCCAUAGAUUUUGCUGAAAAUAUUCACUGACCUUUUCUAAGCUGCACAAUUUAUACCUGUAACCCAGAAAGCAUGUUAGUGGCAGAUGCAGUACACAAGCACCGAGCUGAAUUUAACUGUAGGCAUGCACACAAAGAAAUCUGGGUACAACUUUGAGUGGAGCUAUGGAAUUACCAUCUAAUUUGUGUCAGCAGCUCAGUGUGUUCACCUAAGUGAUUGGGUCACAGCUCUUAGGGUGUACCUCUUGGGUCUCAUCCCUACUGUUGUUUAAUGUGUAGUUUCCUGUACCUCAAUUAAUUCUCCAUUGUCCAUAUGAUGCACUCCUCUAAAUCACUGCCUUGCCAUACUUUCCCCUCCCUCAAUCUGGAUUUUGUUUAACCAGGGAUACUCUGAAAAGGAGACGGUAUGAGAAAAUUCAGACUAAGGGGUGGGGGGGAAGUGGUGGGAAGGCAUUGAUUUUGUGGAGAAUAUCAGACGGACAAUGGAAAAUGAAUGGAUGCUGUUUUAUCGCUAUGGCCGAUGGCUGAUGCAAAUAAAGAUUCAUUCAUGGAGGUACAGGAAGCUUAGUGUCCACAUUAAAUGGCAGUAUAGAUGGGCCUUUGUCUCAGUUUGGCAUGUCCAACACAUCCCACCAUACAGGAUAUAUGGAUCCCAUAUGAAUAUAUAUCUAAAACCUUCUCUGUUCACCUCAUGUAUCUGAUUUCUCCUUUCCUUGCAUGUGGCAGAGCCUUUUCCUGUCCUAAUAUGAGAGCACAUUUGAUUUGACCCUUUCAGAGUUAUCUCAGUGCCAAUGACCUUGUCAGAGCUAGCAGAUGUUCAGGUAUUAUUUACUACAAAUAUUAAUAUCUAAAGAUUAUGUAAAUGUUUCAUUUGGGCUCCCUUCCUCAAACUCUCACUGUAAGCAUUUCAUCUAGGACAUCUCUCUUUUUUAUAGGGAGUCCAUGAAUAAGCAGCUUUAGCUGAUACUUAAAAUAGCUGUAUCUUUUCUGUCGAAGAACAGCCUAAUACGGUUCCUGAGAUACAGUUUAUUCCCCACCCAGUGUAGUACCAGCCAGUUCCUACUGGGUGACAUUUAAUUGGCACAUAUGAGCUAAAAGCAGGUUCUGCUAUCUUUUGGGUGCCUGUCGGCAUGUUUGCAAAAUGGAGAAAAUGUCGUGGGCAUGACACACAGACCGCAGCCAUUAAGCACACUAUGUGGCUUGAUGCAUUGGCUACAACAUAAUGUUUAUUUCAAGCAUCAAUUUGGCAGCAGGGAGAGGCAGGGGAGAUGAUCCUGUGGGCACCAGAGCAGGGCUCUGCAGAUAAAAAUGGGGCUGCACUACCUCUGAAGGAGCGAGUUACGUAGCUUGGGAGUACUUCUGGAGCCUUUGCUGUCGCUUGAGGCUCAGGCGGCCUCAGUGGUGCAAAGUGUCUUCCAUCAACUUUGGCUGGUGGCUCAGCUGUGCCCUUAUCUGGACAGAGAUAGCCUAACUUGUGUAUAUUCUGGUAGCUUCUAUGUUGGAUUAAUGCUGCAUGUGCCUUCCUAUCUGGUUCCUGUUUUUGCAGGUUUGGGGGCACAUUGUCAAAAGAAGUGCGUACACUACUUCUGUGCUGUUUAGACACUGUAACUGUGCUCCCUUUUGAUGCUGUUUGGUGACUGAUUCAGUGAAGGAGCGAGCACAACCAAAUUUAGCAUGUCCUUUCCUUGAAAUGGAAUCUAUAAAGCAUUCCAUAUCAAAGUGGACGGGAGGCACCUUGUACUUGAUCAUUGGUAUAAUUAAAACUGUGCUUAUUUUUCAUGCAAGUUCAAGUCUGGGCUUCAGUCUCCCAGAUUAUUAAUCUCUUGCCUCUUAAAGGAGAUCUAAAAUCCAAUCACAAUUUGAAAAUAAAAAUAUAGCAAAUGUUGCUCACGGAACGACAGGAUUAGCCACCACAGCCUGGAGCCCAGCGGGCAGGUGCGGCAGCAUAAGCUUCUCUGCAGAGCCCUGCCAGCAGAACUUAAUCCUAACCUACAGAACCUUCCAGUCAUCCGUGCUGAAUCGCUGACGUAAUGUUGUUGUGUACACAAAUGUAAAAGCUGGAGUGACGUCAACCCUGCUAGGUUCAUUCAGAUGUAGGAUUGCAGUAUAUGAAAGGAGGAAGGUGGGGGGGGGAAAGAGAAGCAAGUUCUUCAAAGCACCAUGACAGCCCCCACCUCCCUACAAGAUCUUGGCUCCCAAGAAGCUCCUCUGCAGUGACGCAGCUAAGUUCUAGACCUUGCAGCUGAAGCCCAGCCCAGACCCACUUCCCCAAAUGACCACCCCAGGGUCGCAGAUGAUGUAGGUAGCAGCCAAACACCCCACAUUGACACCUGGGCUGCUGUGGGUCAUGCCAGGGCCCACCACAGCUGACACUGAUUGCUAGACAUCCUUUCUUCGUGUGUGUAUGUGUAUAUGACAUUUAAUAGAGGUGGCCGGCCGGCAUUGUACAUGCUCAUUCUAUUAUUCAAAAUAUGUAAACACCUAAAUGCUGUUUACAGGGACGGCUCAUCCCAUUUUGCCGCUUGAGGGAAAAUGUGAAGUGCAGAGGUGUAUUUAGGGGAGCGUGACUGGUUUGGUUGCACUGAGCACAGAGCUAGGGUUGCCAUGUUGAGCUUUUUUUUAGGAAGACCCGAAAGUUAUUGACUUGUCUAAGAUCCAGGUCAAAGCACCGCCUUUCAGAAAUUCCUCCCAGACAUUCUGCCUUUGAAAUACCACUAGUGUCCAGGAAAAUCCAGACGUAUGGCAGCACCUUGGGGGCACUGAAUUUUGGCAUCACACAGGGUGCCGCUCGGGAAGUUCUGCCCCUGUAAUUGGAAGUUUCAUAUGCUUUAUGAAGUCCACUUGAGAGCCGUUAUAUACAUUUCCAUAUUUUACUGUGAUUAAAUCAGAUGCUUAGAAACACAAGUAUAAGGAUAAACAUAUCCAAGAUAUGCCAAAAUUCCUAACUGAGGCUGCCUCCAAGCUGUUAAUAUUUUGUGAGAGGGAUUCAAGUGCAUACUGAGAAAUGUAGGAUUGACAGUUAAAGCACUCUGUUGCUGUCGCACAACAAAUUAGCUAUAUAUAUUGUCAGGGGUUCAGAGAGAGAGGCACAGGGUAGGCAGGAGAUGGAGAGCGAAGGGGAGGAAUUCCAAGCCAGCGAGGAAGAGGACGACAAUGACUCAAGGGAUUCCAUGAGUCUUUCCAGCGAAUCAGAGGAUUCCCAGAAGGGGCGCCGGUGGUCAGGGCCAGGGAGCCCCAGGGGGGAAAUGUCAGGAGCAGGGUGCCAGCGGAGGAUCCCAAAGUGGCAGCUGGGCGUCAGGACCAGCCUCCCCACCAAAGUGCAGCGAAGGGGGUGGAGUUUCCAGUGUGUCAGAGGAAGGAGCUCCAGCAGCAGAGAGAGGAGGGGGGUCAGAGCAAGCAGCCCUCCCGGAGGGGAGCAGUGAAGGGAGCAGUGUAACUGUCAAAAGGAAAGUUAGAGGUUUGGCGCGCGCGCCUAGUUCAAAUGUAGAGGCGCGCGGAAGUGCAGGGAGCCCGGAGGAGGGGCCAGGUCCCAAAGCCCGCAGGAGGGUGGAGCAGCAGUCUGAUUCCGCGUCAGAGGAAUCCAGAAGGGGGCAAACCCCAGGGGGCAGAAAGACCCUGCGGAAAAGGAAGGAGAGAAAGAGGUGGAGCAGCGCAAGUCUCUUAAAUUGGUGCAGAGGAGGGACUGACUCAGACGGGACUUCGGCGGUCUAGCGUAAGAGACGUAAGGCUGCGCGCCUAAGAUGUCAAGCAAACCAUGAACUGCAAUAAACACCUUUGUAUUCAAGAAGACGUAGGCGUUGGUCUUUUGUGAGCUAAGACUUGAGGCAGCCUUGACAUAUAUAUAUAAGAAAUUGACUUCUUUUCCUCUAAGAAAGUAACAGAGUAAUGCAAUGAAAAGUGUGGAACAAACGAGUGAUUAAUAGAAAAUCUUGUAAAUGUACCACAAGCAAAUCAGGAUGAAUGCUCAUUGCCAUAUCACCUCCCUGCAAUCAAAUCAAAAGGAAUCUACCUUCCCUGUAAGCUUUGUGCAAGCAAAUCAGGAAGAAUGCUCAAUAAAUAGGUAACUUGAAGGAGUCCUGAACAGGCUCAAGCAAGCAACAAAAUUCCACACAUUAAAAAGUAGACGAAAGUCUGAACUGAUGGAAGUAGGGAGCAAAGUUAUCAGUGAGAAGGUCUCUCACACAACCCCUAUUGAAAUAGAUGGAAGUUGCAGGUACCCUGUGGUUUUUUGUAGGGCUUUUUCCCCAGCCAUAACUCAGUUCUGGCACCUCUCAGGUGGGCGCCAUUGCCAUUAUAAGAGAACAAGGGAGGAGUUCAUGGUGAAUUCCAGCACCUAUUUUUCUAGAAAAAUAGCACUGUUUUUUUCUGUUUCAGGGUCUCUCACCCCAGGCUAGCACCAGCCUCUGUGCUAGCACCAGGCUUAUUAGCAUAUUGGCCUUGACCUCACCCCCUUUGGGUAUGCAGCCACUCAACAGUUGUCCCCUCUAGGGAAUUCAGCCUGGUGGGCUGCGAGGGAAAGAUGCUCCCCAUCCCUGCUUUAUAUUUACCGGUACUAGGAGAGAGAAACCAAGCAAGCUAGGACUGGGGGCUACAGGCAAAAUAAGCUUCCCAAUCACCAGGCAGCUCCUACCACCACCACCCCAGCUGCUCAUUUGAAAGGGACUUGUGCAAGAGACAUUCCUCAUGCAUUGCAUCCUAGAAUCUCUAACAGAUACUUUCAGGGUUUUCCAUUUCUUUUCCCUUCCCCACCCUUUAUUUCCUGUACGUCAGAGUUUUAUUUUGUUUCCCCUUCUAUAGUGUUAGUUGGUGACGAAUUUAACUAAUCAUCUGGAGCAGCAUGCCCCCCCCGAACUCCCCCUUCUACCACUGUGUAGUUUAGUUGGAAGCAGAGACAGGAUUAAAAACCUAGCAGCUCUCUAAUGACCGCAAGGAUUAGCGAGAUCAGAAAUCUCUUGACAUCUUCCUGUGACUCAUCACCAGAUGCUUAAUUCAACAGUAUGGUCUGCAGCACGGACAACCUUCUAAACCCACCCAGGCAGGGCUUGAGGCUGUUGGAUUUAUAUUGUUUUUGAUUCUAUAAAAAGUGCUCACCCUGGCUGUAGGUUUUUUUAAUGAUUCCUGCUAUUUUAUAAUACUACUCAGCAGGAUACUCUUUAAAAAAAAAUCUUUCCACUAUGCUUGAACAUAAACACUAUGUGAUUUGUGUGUGACGUCAGGAUGUAGACCAGGGGUCAGCAACCUUUUUCAGCAGGGGGCUGGUCCACUGUCCCUCAGACCUUGUGAGGGGCCAGACUACGUAUAUUUUGGAAAAAAAUAUGAACAAAUUCCUAUGCCCCACAAAUAACCCAGAUAUGCAUUUUAAAUAAAAUGACACAUUCUACUCAUGCAAAAACAUGCUGAUUCCUGGACUGUCCGCAGGCUGGACUGAGAAGGCGAUUGGGCCGCAUCCGGCCCACAGGCCUUAGGUUGCCUACCCCUGAUGUAGACUUUACAAAAGUCAAAUGCGCAUGGCAAUUUAAAGCACUGUGCUAACAACUCUUCUUCUAGGAAUGUUAUUAGCAGUUUCUACAAUUAACUAACACUUGGAAGCAGUCAGAUAUGUAAUUAUAUCCAAAACAAAAGCAGGAAAAAAUAAAUAAAUGGAGUCCAGUAAUUCCAUUGUUAUAGUAUAUCCAAUUUUGAGCUAGACUCUAUGCAGCUAUAGAAAGCUUAAUAUAUUCAAUUACAUACUAUAUUUUGGAAAUUUUCGUGAGAUCAUAUUAAUAGGUAUAUUUAAGGACUCUCGUUUUUAAAAGGAUGUUUAUGAAAUGCUGAAGAUAGAUAUUAAUAGUUAAGGUAUUAAUAAGAUAUUUAUAUGGUGUGGUACUGUGUGAUUUCGAUUGGCAUAUUUAAUGACAAUUUUAUGUAAAUAUUUGUAUAAGAAUAGUUUUUUUAUAAUAGGUAGUUUUUAAUAGUUCAAUUUCACUCUGUCACAGGCCCUGCUAUUCCUGUCGGGGUGGACGUGCAGGUUGAAAGUUUGGACAGUAUUUCUGAGGUCGAUAUGGUAUGUAAUUUUCAAUUAAGGUUUGAUUACUUGUGCCUAGUCAGGAAAAAAAAUAUAUUUUGCUUCCAGGUAAAGGUAAGGUGUCCCACUCUUGAUUUUUAAUUAUUUCUUACAACUAACAUCGUUAUGAGAUUACCACGGAUAGAGAUAUCAUUAUAGGUUUGACUUUAAACAAAGAAGCAGCUAUGUGUUUUGUGUUCAUAAACAGGUAAACAAGUGAGGAGGACAAGAAAGGCAUUCCAGUCCUCUGGGAUGCUGCUAAAGACAAACAGUAAUUCCGUACCUCAGCAGUGGAUACAUCAUUUGGACUUUCUCCUCAUCCAUUCUACUCAUUUUUUCACAUGUGUGGAACAUAUAACCACAAGACACAUUAUCUCCCUUUUUUCUUCCUCUCGUUGCAGGACUUUACGAUGACAUUGUACCUGAGGCAUUACUGGAAAGAUGAGCGCCUCUCCUUUCCCAGUCAUACUAACAAAAGCAUGACUUUCGAUGGGAGGCUGGUGAAGAAGAUCUGGGUGCCAGAUGUCUUCUUCGUUCACUCAAAGAGAUCCUUCAUUCAUGACACAACCACUGACAACAUCAUGCUGCGGGUGUUCCCGGAUGGCCAUGUGCUCUAUAGUAUGAGGUGAAAAGUGCACCAAUUAGCUCAAUGUAUUGUUUGCCCAGAAAUAUCUUGGAAUAGCUCUACAAUGUAAUAACAAUAUUUGAUGGUUAAUAUCUGACGGGCGUUUUAACUAACACACUCAGGAGCCCUUCCUGGUGAAACAGGAAUGAAUAUAAUAUUUGAAAGAAGGAGAAAAAUCUAGUGCAUAUGGCCUCCACAGUGAUGCUGGUUAUCUCAGCUCCUCUAAUUAAUCUGUAAUUACACUGUAAUUUUAUUAAUCUACCAAUUGAAUACAACUUGCAGCCUGCCGAAGUAUGGAGAAUGGGGAGGGUACUAUCUUCCUAUAUUUUCCCUGCACCUGUGACUCGGUCCUAUUCCCUACCUAGCAAACCUGACUUUUCUUUUUGGAAUUUCUAGGAUCACGGUUACAGCCAUGUGCAACAUGGACUUCAGCCGAUUUCCGCUAGAUUCGCAGACUUGUACUCUGGAGCUCGAAAGCUGUAUGUGGCAUUCAUGUUUCUAUCUGCAAUGUUUUCCUAGAUGUCUACACAAUUCUUUAUGGAUUUGUUUGAAGUGUGCAUGUUAAAGUGAACAUAGGAUCCAUGGGAUCUGCCAAUGACUGUGCACCACAAGCUAAUAAAUGUAGUCAUAUAAGAGCUGAUCAAACAUAGAAUCCAGCAUAUCAGAGACUGGAUAUAAGUCUAGGUAAAUGUCUAUGUCACUGUAACCGAGGGGCAACCAAUGGAACAUCCUGCAGACCAUGGCAUCUAGGAGGUGGAAAAGGCAUGUUUCAAUUAUGCAGAUGUUAAUGCUGAGCACCCCUGACUCUGGAAGAGGCUUAAUUGCUCUGUGAACCAUAAAAUUUACAUUCAUGUGUCCUCUGGAAGAUUGCCCUCAAACUGAAAAAUGGUUCACCACGCAUGGUAUUUACAGCAAGACCCUAUUUAAUAUUACCGUUUGGCCAUGCCAUGUUCCAACAACUCUAUGUAUAUGUACACUACAAAUGAUACUGUUUCUAUAACAGUGCAAUUCUCAUGGCUGCUGUGCAAAGAAUCCUGGAAACUGUAAUCUGGUGAGAAUGCUGAGAAUUAACAAUUUUUAUGUCUAUAUGUAUGCAUGCAUGUGCACAUAUCUCACCCAUCUGGAACAAAAGUAACACUCAGGGUAGUGUGCAAUGUUUAAAAUUACAGUUUCGUUUUUUUAAAAAAGGUAUAAAAGAUCCGAAGCACACCACACUUAUAGCUUUGUUAUUCCCAAAGUCCUUGAAGGAGAGGGCAGAAGAAGCUUAAGGUUACAAUCCUAUGUAUGGCUACUUGGAAGUAGGAAUAGGGAGAAAUUCGGUUUAGUUUGCAUUUGAAGGAGAACCUAUCUCAUCAUCACUGAAACACAGCCAUCCUUUGAGAUUCACACUUCUCUAAAUUUUGCAAAGCAUUUCUCCAGCCAGGAAAUCUGUACAAAGAUGAAUAUAUGAGUGUAUAUAUGAGUGAAAAUAACAUACCAAAAUGCCUUCCAAAAAUGUUUAUAUAAGGAAUAUAUAAAGAAAUUGCAUACAAAACUGUGUAUAUUGUGAGAAAUUAAUAGUAAACUCUUAAUGAUGUGGAUAACUGAAAACUGUGAUAAUGAGAAACAGAGAUAAGCCAAAAGCGACAGAUUCACCCAAUCCUACUUGGGAAUAACCCCAACUGAAAAGAGUGAAUUUACUUCUGGGUAAAUGUGCAUAGAAUUAUGCAGAUUUGAGUGUGAAUCCCAGUGACCUCACAGAAUUUACGGUACUUCUGAAUAAAUGUAUGUAGGAUUGCUGCAUAAACCUUUUUAAAGUUUGAGAGUAGAGAUAUACUAAUCAAGCAUGUUUGUGUAAUAAUACUUUCUCCUCCUCUGUCCAAUGUUUGUUAAUCUUAAGAACCCCAGUUUAGUUAUGUGAGAUUAUUAUUGUUUAUAUACCACCCUUCAUCUGAAGAUCUUAGGGCUGUUCACAAGAUAAAAAUACAGGAGAUUAGUAUCAGUACUAGCCAGCACCCAGGUCCAUUAUAUAUUAAAAAAACGACAGAUUAUUUUAUUGCCCUCUCACAUUAAGCCAUUGAUUCAUCUGACUAUUUCACUAUUUUGCUGUUGACCUAUAAAUGUAAUAUUAUUUUUGUCCCAUCACUACCCUCCACAGAUGCUUACACAGAUGAAGAUCUGAUGCUGUACUGGAAAAAUGGGAAUGAAUCUCUAAAAACAGAUGAGAAAAUCUCCUUGUCUCAGUUCUUGAUACAAAAAUUUCAUACAACCUCCAGACUCGCUUUCUAUAGUAGCACUGGUAUCAGGUUUUCUUUCUAAUCCUCUUCUAAAUGCCUGCCACACUUAUAACUCAGCCUCACAAGUUUGCCUGGUGAAAUGCCAAUAAAAUUUCACUAGUCCCUUUUCUGUCUUUUCUUCAUCAUCAUCAUCAUCAUCACCAUCACCAUCAUCCUGCCUUUCCUUGAAGGGCAAGAUUCAAAGCUUUGCCCAUCCCCAUUUUAUCUGCAUAAUAAUAUUAUGAGGUAGAUAGUGAGAGAUAGUGACUGGCCAAAGGUCAUCAUGGCUGAGUAGACAUUUCAACUUGGAACUCUCCAAUCCUUGUCCAAUACUCAAAACACUAUACCACAAACACUAUCUGUUCUCUGUGAGUAUUUAAAAAUCACUGAGCAUAAUAUUAAGAGUCAAACUCUUCAUGUUGAUAGAUUUGCAUUCAGGUGUCUCUUUUUUUAUUCUCUAGUCUGACCUUAAUAAGCACCUUCGAAACGUUAUCAUGCUAUUUGCAUGCAUGCGUGGAUGCAAUCAAAGCAUGAGCAAGCCAUUUUAAAAUCAUCCGCAUGUUCUAUAUAAUGUAGGCUUCAAUGUGGAAAUGCAAAAAAGGUGUGAAAAUACUGGAGAUCAGUGGAUGGUACUAAGUUUACCAAAAGCUGUGCGAUCUUCUAAGAUAAUAAUUUCCACAAGCACAAAGGCACUCUGUGUAUAUGUUAAUGAUCCCCAACCUGCUGUUAAGGAACAAAAGUGUCAUUUUAUAUGGUAGUUUAAUACUAACAGUAUUAAGUUCCUCACUGUGUAAAUCCUUUGGCAAAGUCACUCUCAGUCUCACUCCACAUUUGUAAAAUGAGAAUAGAAACUUGUUCUGAAGUCAAAAUGAAUUCUUUAAAUUUAAUCACACAGAGAAAGUGUUAUCUAUAUACAGUGGUACCUCAGGUUACAUACGCUUCAGGUUACAGACUCCGCUAACCCAGAAAUAGUGCUUCAGGUUAAGAACUUUGCUUCAGGAUGAGAACAGAAAUCGUGCUCCAGUGGCGCGGCGGCAGCGGGAAGCCCCAUUAGCUAAAGUGGUGCUUCAGGUUAAGAACAGUUUCAGGUUAAGUACGGACCUCCAUAACGAAUUAAGUACUUAACCUGAGGUACCACUGUAAUAGUAUAUAAUAUUAGUAUUUCUUCCUUGUCUCUUUUUCUGCUCUAUUUUUGUACUUUCAGAACCAUCCUUUAUCCCCGCCCUCCCUUUGCUGGACUUUUAUCUCUGUAUUACAUACUAUGUCUCACCUGAUUAUUGCUCAUACCGCCAUAAGGAGGCCUACCACACAUUUUUAAUAGCUGCCAUUUUCUUCCUAACAGGUUGGUACAAUCGCUUGUACAUUAACUUCACGUUACGUCGCCACAUCUUUUUCUUUUUGCUGCAAACAUAUUUUCCAGCCACACUCAUGGUCAUGCUAUCUUGGGUGUCAUUCUGGAUCGAUCGCAGGGCUGUGCCUGCUAGAGUAUCGUUAGGUGAGUGAUUCCUCUCAACUUUUAUAAAGGACGGCAGAGCUGGAUACAAGGGAAGGAAAACUACAGAGUCCCUAUGAGCUAUAUCCAACCAAGUUACACUCAGAGUAGACUCAUUGGAGUUAAUGGACCUAAGUUGUGUGAGAGGCAGAGUCUAAUUACUGCAGGGCCAGGGAAACUGUCGUCCCCCAUAUGUUGUUGGGAUUUAAUUCUCAGCAGCUUCAACUAGCAUGACCUGUGGUCAGUAAGGAUUGUUUGUUUAUUGCAUUUACAGUAUAUUUCACCUUUUCCUCCAAGUAGCUCUUCAAGAUGGUGUACAUGGCUCUCCCCCCUCCUCAUUUAAUCCCCACCAAGGUUAGGCAAUGACUGGCCCAAAGUCACUCAGGAGAUUCGAACCCUGGCUUCCCAACACACUAACCACUAUACCACACUGGCUUUUGAUGGGAUGGGAGUUGCAGUCCAGUAACUUUUGGAGGUCAAAAGGUUUCUCAUUCUUGAAUUACUGUAUUCUCCAAACUAAAAUGGGGAGAGACUAAGACCCAGUUAUUAACACUGAAACUAAGCUCAGCUUCAUAAUACAUGCUUGUUGACAGUUAUUUAAAUCUAAAAUAGUCUAUGGGGUCCAGUGUUCCUUCAAGUCAAACCCACUGAUCUGCAAGUUCUUCCAGUGAACACAGUGUGCGUGGUGUCUGACUGUGAUUGCUUAGUGGUGAGGAUGUCUGCACACCCUCAAGCAGAUUCUGUUCUUUAUUAUCACUUCACAUGUACCACAUUGAGCCACAGUUUUUUUGAAAACAGGUUCUGUGGCUAUGAGAGACCUGGCUGAAAUUAAACCCAAUCCUUAUCACUUGUGUGGGGCCUUUUCAGGGAUCACGACGGUGCUGACCAUGUCUACCAUCAUCACGGGCGUCAAUGCCUCCAUGCCUCGAGUUUCCUACAUCAAGGCUGUGGACAUUUACCUCUGGGUCAGUUUUGUGUUCGUCUUCCUUUCGGUGAUAGAGUACGCAGCCGUGAACUACCUGACCACUGUGCAAGAGCGAAAGCAGAGGAAGCUGCGAGAAAAGGUGAGAAGCACUUCCUGCACACCUGACUAAUAUAUUAGGGGCUAGUGAAUGCGAAUGAGGAAAACUGACCCUUGUGUGUCUGUGUGUGUGAACAAUUUUUGUCUAGACCAUUCAAGCUGACUCCGAAUCCCUGACACCACAAAAGCAGGAGUUGGUGAUAGUAGGAACAACAGAGGGAAGGAAACUAAGAUCAGAACUGGGGAAGUCUGCAACCUGGGACUUUGGCAAAGACAAUAUAGGGAGGGUAAGAAGGGGGAAAUUCAGUAUGGCAUUUCCCUGUGUUUGCUGCAUUGUUUUAGGUACUCCUGAUGAAUCAUGACGAAGCCCUGACCAGUCAGGUGCGCAUUUCAAAACUGGAUUCAGCCAAUAUAAUAGUAGGAGCUAGACGCUUGCAGUACAAAAUAUAGACGGGCCUCUUGCGUUACACAGAAGUUGUGGCUUCUGUGAACUCUGUAGCUUUGCUUUUAUGCUUUCAUUGUGUCUUCUGAAUUACACCCUGCCCUGAGACUCCUGCUACUGAAGGGAGCUUAUAAAUGACCUUAAUUAAUUAUAAUUUUAUAAUUAAUUAUGAAUUAAGGGGCCGGAACAGAUGCAUGAAUGACAUAUGCAUCCCAUUUGCACUUCCCAUGUCACGUGCAAAGGGGUAGCUUAUGCAUCUUUCCCACAAUUAAACAAGCAAACCAGAGAUCCACACAUACAGCCAAUGUGAAUCUGAUCAGGUGGAUCUGCAGCUGAACCACACGAUGCUCACUUGGGGCCCCAGUCAGCUGGCUUGAAAUAUCAUUUAAUGCCGAUGGGGAUACACAUCCUCAUCUGAAGCUGAUUAGUUGUAGUGUUUGCCACUUGUGUGAAUAGAGUUGGGUCCAGGCUGCUGUGCUUUUAUGGCGCAACGGAGCUCACCCCAUUGCAUGGAUUCAAACCACCAACCUUCCGAUCGGCAAGUCCAAGAGGCUCAGUGGUUUACACCACAGCACCACCUGCGUCCCCCUUGACGAUGAGGAUGAGAUGCUUCUGUCAACCUAGCAGUUUGAAAGCACACCAGUGCAAGUAUAUAAAUAGGUACUGCUGCAGUGGGAAGGUAAACAAGGCUUCGUGCACUCUGCCUUCCAUCACAGUGUUCCGUUGCGCCAGAAGUGGUUUAGUCAUGCUGGCCACAUGACCCAGAAAGCUGUCUGUGGACAAACACUGGCUCCCUUGGCCUCAAGUGAGAUGAACGCCCCACCCCAUAGUCGCCUUUGACUUUACCUUUUACCUUGCUUUUAUGGAGACUCAUAUAUUGUUGUUAAUUGUAGGAAAAGGAAAAGUAUAAUUUGUGUGAUCACCAUUCUGAGUUCUACAGUCAUUUAUAUAAGUCAGUGUUACUGUAUAAAAAGAAAGGUUGUCUUUAUCCUCAGCUAUUUUUCAAUCAAAUUUUGAGCUGCAGACUUCCAGAAAAUAAGAAAAAUAUGGUAGUUAAAGGAUCUCCAGUAUGCCUAUACAAUUGGUAUUGCACCUUUACUGCAAGGAAAUGUAAGUCCAAAUGGAUGCAAAAUUUCAGAAUUAAAACUUAUUGUUAUCUUAUGUCACACAAAUAAUAUUUUCCACCCUGAAUUCACCUUUGCUUAACCCAUACAGGGUUUCAUGAGCAGAUGGAUAGUACAUCUGUAUGGGUUUAGUGUGUCUUGAUAAUAACUUUGGGAAACUGCAGAAAAAGAGAAUACGAUUUUCAGUUGCAACAUUAAUGCAUUUUCUGUAUAAAAUCAAGGUGUAAUUUUUGUCCCCUGUUCUGUUUUUGCAAUGCCUGAGUUUUCAUCUGCCUUUUAUUGUUCUCUUUUCUCAGUUUCCAUGCACGUGUGGAAUACCUUCUACAAAAACUAUGAUGCUGGAUGGUAUUUACAGUGAAUCGGAUACCAAUAGCCUAGAAGGGUACCCAAGAGGCCAGAUGGUGGCUGAGGAGGAUAAUCAAGACAAGAUGGUGGUCCAUUUGGCCCUGAAUAAUGAGUCUAACUCAUCAAGGAAGAAAGGGCUGAAGGGACAUGUUAGCCUCCGUAUCAUGCAAAACACACACGCCAUUGACAAAUACUCCAGAGUAAUAUUUCCAGGCACCUAUAUAUUUUUUAAUUUAAUAUACUGGUCUGUCUUUUGCUGA